UGGUGCGACAAAAAGCGGAAGUGCCACACACCUUGUGUUAUAGCCAAGUAUUAUGAAUGAACGUCUGAAAUUAAUUUUAUCUUCGUAACAAGUUAUCAUCUCGCAUCGUCGAUACGGUGUGGACGAGGGGCUCUGCGUGAAAACAAUCAAGAUGUCUGCGAGCGCUGUCUACGUCUUGGAUUUAAAAGGAAAGGUACUGGUGUGCCGGAACUACCGCGGUGAUGUUGACAUGUCUGAGAUCGAGCACUUCAUGAGCCUGCUGAUGGACAAGGAGGAGGAGGGGACACUGUCUCCCAUCCUGGCCCAUGGCGGCGUGCGUUUCAUGUGGAUUAAACAUAAUAACCUAUACUUGGUGGCAACAUCCAAGAAAAAUGCCAGUGUGUCCUUGGUUUUCUCCUUUUUGUACAAAAUUGUCCAGGUUUUCUCCGAGUAUUUCAAGGAACUGGAGGAAGAGAGUAUCCGGGAUAAUUUUGUAAUCAUAUAUGAGCUGAUGGAUGAGUUGAUGGACUUUGGCUAUCCGCAGACCACAGACAGCAAGAUUCUACAAGAGUAUAUAACUCAGGAGGGGCACAAGCUGGACACAGGGGCCCCCCGCCCACCCGCCACGGUCACUAACGCAGUCUCCUGGCGCUCAGAGGGUAUCAAAUACAGGAAAAACGAAGUUUUCCUGGACGUCAUCGAAUCUGUUAACCUCCUGGUCAGUGCCAAUGGCAACGUCCUGCGUAGCGAAAUCGUCGGCUCCAUUAAGAUGCGUGUAUUCCUGUCUGGCAUGCCCGAGUUGCGCCUGGGCCUCAACGACAAGGUUCUGUUUGAAAAUACUGGACGUGGCAAGAGUAAGUCUGUGGAGCUAGAGGACGUCAAGUUUCAUCAGUGCGUUCGCCUGUCUCGCUUCGAGAACGACCGCACCAUCUCCUUCAUUCCCCCUGAUGGCGAGUUUGAGCUCAUGUCCUACCGCCUCAACACUCACGUGAAGCCUUUGAUCUGGAUUGAAUCCGUCAUUGAGAAGCACUCCCACAGUCGCAUCGAGUACAUGAUUAAGGCCAAAAGCCAAUUUAAACGGCGCUCCACCGCAAACAAUGUGGAGAUCCACAUUCCUGUGCCAACAGACGCUGACUCUCCCAAAUUCAAGACCACGGUUGGCAGCGUCAAGUGGGUUCCAGAAAACAGCGAGAUCGUCUGGUCCAUCAAGUCCUUUCCCGGUGGCAAGGAGUAUCUGAUGCGAGCCCACUUUGGCCUUCCGAGUGUGGAAGCAGAAGAUAAGGAGGGGAAGCCCCCGAUCAGCGUCAAGUUCGAGAUCCCCUACUUCACCACUUCAGGCAUCCAGGUGCGUUAUCUGAAGAUCAUUGAGAAGAGCGGCUAUCAGGCUCUGCCCUGGGUGCGCUACAUCACCCAAAAUGGAGAUUACCAGCUCCGCACCCAGUAAGGCAACGCCUCAGCAGGGGCGGGAGGAAGCCGGACGGCGGCGAUGGGGGUCAUGGGAUGGCUAAUGAGCCGUCGGUGGCAGGUGUCAGUCAAGAGACUGCAGAGGACUGACUUGUUUUUGAUCAUUUUCCAUGCAAUGCAAAUAUUAGACAGGGAGUUUGUACGUCGGAGGAAAGCGAUCAUGUUUUCCGAUGCUCGGCCGACUAAAGCAGGAGUCAUGUUUACACGCAGUGUCAUCAGUAGGUCACAAAAGUCACACACGUCUUUGUCGAUUAUUUUUUUCCAUGUAUAUAUUUGCGACAUAUCAACGAGGUCAGUGUUUUAGUUACAAGUGAACCAAUCAGUAUGUCUCGUUGUGUUACAGUGCCAUCAGCUUUUGCCCUUUUUGUCAAAUUUCAAACCACAUGAAAGAAAUCAAAGUGUUCAAAUUGUGGUUGCAUGCUGAUUUCUUAUCUAUAAACCCUUUCAUUAUGUGACCACAUCCUGUAAAAUCAUUAAAUGUAUAUUUAGAGAAAACACA
Molecule: messenger RNA, 1942 nt
Organism: Corythoichthys intestinalis (scribbled pipefish)
Lineage: Eukaryota; Metazoa; Chordata; Actinopteri; Syngnathiformes; Syngnathidae
Gene: ap1m1
Product: adaptor related protein complex 1 subunit mu 1
Exons: 12
Coding region: 152-1423 (423 amino acids)
Biological process (GO): vesicle-mediated transport; intracellular protein transport
Cellular component (GO): clathrin adaptor complex; clathrin-coated vesicle
Molecular function (GO): clathrin-cargo adaptor activity
Source: RefSeq, a predicted model, not a curated record